AUGACAAAGAAAUUGAAUGAUCUUGAAAAUCCAGUAUUUAUACCGGAUCCACAAUCAACUAGGAUAAAUAUCGAAAAUGGAGUAAUAGUAACAACGCAAUUACAAGAGGCAGAUGAUGAAGACGAUGAUGAUGAUAAUAUGAAUGAUUUAGGUUUUGAAAAAUUAUCUAGUGAAUGCCAGCCUAUUGGUUUAUUCGUAUUAAAAACUCGUAAACAAUUAAUUAAAAUAAUUGAAAAACAAAAAACUUUAACUAUUUAUGGUUGGAGAUUAAUCUUUAUAAUUGCUUUUCUAAUCUAUUUUGGAUUUGCUAUGAGUAAAAACUAUGGUACACCUGCUUUUCCUAUUCAUGGAAAUAUUUUUUAUGAAAAUUCUGGUUUCGCAUUAUUCUUUUUGGUAUUUUUUGCAAUAUUUGUUUUUAUAUGGGAAAAAUUUCUUAGACGUUCUAUUGAACGUAUAUAUGAAUACAUUUCAAUAUCAAUCGAAGAAAAUGAAACAUGGAUUAAAACUUGUAGUAUUAUACAUAAAUUUUCUUGGGUUGGCCAUAUCUUAACUUGUUUUGCUAUUCUUCUGUAUGUUGGAUUAACAGUAGAAAGAACUCGAAACUAUAUUUCACUUAUUGGUAUUAUCACAUUAGUUAUACUUGGUACUAUCGGUUCAAAACAUCCUGAUCGAAUUCGAUGGAAAACAAUAUUUUAUUCAUUUGUUAUUCAAUUUCUUUUGGCUACUGUUGUUAUACGUCUUAAAGUUGGUUUUCAAUUUUUUGAUUUUCUUGGAAAAGAAGUAUCAAAAUUUAUGCAGAAUGCUGAUAGUGGAGCAACGUUUGUUUUUGGAAAAACAUAUCAAGAACAUUUUUUUGUAUUUAAAGUAACUUCAAUAAUUAUUUUUCUUGGAUCUGUAAUUAAUGUUCUUUAUUAUUUGGGUGUUAUGCAAUAUAUUAUAGGAAAAAUUGCAUGGUUAAUGCAAAUAUGUUUAAAUACAACAGCAGCUGAAUCAAUGAAUGCAGCUGCAAAUAUAUUUGUUGGGCAAAGUGAAGCACCAUUAAUGAUUAUGCCUUUAAUACCAACGAUGACAACAUCAGAACUUCAUGCUGUAUUAGUAGGUGGUUUUUCAACAAUGUCAGGAUCUAUUCUUGCGACAUUUAUCUUUUUUGGUGUACCAGCCAAUCAUUUAAUUGCUGCCAGUGUUAUGGCUGCAGCGGGUGCACUUGGUUUUGCAAAACUUUUAUUACCAGAAACACAUCAUUCCAAAACAACAUGGGAAACAGUCAAGAAUACUCCAUUACCAGAACAACAUAAUGUUAUUGAUGCUUUAUUAACUGGAGCAGGAAAUACUUUAAAAAUUUGUGGUUAUUUAAUUGCAAAUUUAAUAGCAUUUAUUGGUAUUCUUCAUUUUGCUGAUAUAGUUAUAUCAUGGUUUUUUAGUCUUGUACAUCAUCCCGAAAUCAAUUUUCAAUAUUUACUUGGCUUAUUGCUUUAUCCAUUUUCAAUAAUAAUUGGUAUUCCACUUCGUGAUUGUCUUCUUUCAUCAAAAUUGAUUGGAAUAAAAAUUAGUUUGAAUGAAUUUAUUGCUUAUCAACAACUUAGUAAAAUACUUAAAUUACGUAAUGAACUUAUAUCAAAUAAUACAUUUUCAUUAUAUUUAAAUGGUACAUUAACAUUACCAAACGAUACUCCAAUGUUAUGGGAUGAUGUUUCACCAAUUAUUUUAACUUAUGCUUUAUGUGGAUUUUCUAAUUUUGGUUCAAUGGGUAUUGCAUUAGCAACACUUGGAGUUUUUGCUCCAACACGAAAACGUACUUUAACAAAAAUUGUCCCACGUGCUUUGAUUGCUAGUAUUAUGGUUUCGUUAAUGACAGCAUCGAUAGCUGGUCUACUUUAUGAUGCUCGACGUGUAACAGUACCAAUAUUAAAUCUGAAUUCUACGCAUGUCUAA
Molecule: messenger RNA, 1932 nt
Organism: Rotaria sp. Silwood1
Lineage: Eukaryota; Metazoa; Rotifera; Eurotatoria; Philodinida; Philodinidae
Source: the annotation of a GenBank genome assembly